Trichosporon asahii var. asahii CBS 2479 is the source of this 3054-nucleotide messenger RNA. RefSeq names its product endoplasmic reticulum protein. Bases 1 to 3054 code for a protein of 1017 amino acids. The transcript has 3 exons. Gene Ontology annotation, molecular function: protein binding. Gene Ontology annotation, biological process: protein folding in endoplasmic reticulum. Lineage: Eukaryota; Fungi; Basidiomycota; Tremellomycetes; Trichosporonales; Trichosporonaceae. Gene Ontology annotation, cellular component: EMC complex. The record is from RefSeq and is a predicted model, not a curated record.
AUGCGGGGCGCCACUGUCCGCGUCACAGCCGUCCUUCCCUCCACUAACGACUUCGUCUUGCGAUCUCUCAUCCAACCCACCGACAAACCAAUCGACAGUAGGACCAUGCGAGGUCCAUUCGCAGUGCUCCUGGCACCGCUACUGGCGCUGCUGGCGCUGCUCUCGGUCGUCAGCGCGCUGCAGGAGAAUCUGGCCGGCAUCGUCGACUGGCACCGCGCCCUGAUCGGCAAGCCGCUGGCGAGUGCGCCGCCGCAGUUUGUCGACAUCGACGGACACCGCGCAGUCGUCGCCGUCACGGACAAGAAGGUGCUGGCUGUGCUUGAUGAGAACACGGGCGAUGUGCGGUGGCGACAGAGUAUCGACACGCCGUUCCAGUACUGGGUUCAGGACGAUGGCGUCUUGCUGCUCACAAAGGGUGGUCUGAACCUUUACCAUCUGUCGACCGGAGCGCUCCUUUGGAACAACCCCGUCAGCGUCAAGAACGAGCCGUCGUCCAAGUAUGGCUGGGACGUCGCGCUCGCGGACGACUACCUCAUGCUCCUGACCGACGGUGCCCGUCUCACGAAGAUUGACCGCAAGACGGGUACCCAGCAGUGGACGAUGGUGUGGCCGGAGACUGGCGCGAACCGAUUCAAGAACAUCAUGAUCAAGGACGACAAGGUCGUCGUGCUCGACAUUACGACGGCGUAUGUCCGCUCAACUUUGUCGUUUAUCACGCUCGACCUCAAGACUAUGGGUUUCUCCGACUUUACCCAGAUCGGUGGCACGCUCGAGGCGGACGGGAGCGAGGCGUUCCUCGUGCGCACUAUCGAUGGCGAGAUCGCCGCCGUCUGGACCGAGAGGGGCAAGGUGCACUCGUCUGUCCUUCAGCCUGAGAAGGGAACUGUUGGCGCCGUGCGUGAGCGCGCCGCCGGUAUGGGCACGAAGUAUAUCGGCCUCGUCGAUGUCGGCUUCCGCGCGAACGGAUUCAUGCUCGGUACUCUUGAGAACGACAAGGCUCAAGUCUUUGUCGUCGACUCUCGCGGCGCGCGUGUCGUCAAUGAGUUUCCUGGCUCUGUUGGCGCGGCUGCCCCCGUGUACUCUGGCAGCUGCUCCGGUGAGGCGUUCCAGUUUGCGUACGUUUUCUACUCGUUCGUCACCAAGAGCACGCAGGUUCAGACCUUCCGUCUCAACGCCGAGGGUGUUGAGCAGUCUCGCUCCGACGUCGAGGUGCCGUUUGACAUGAACUCGCACGGCGUCAUCACCAGCGUUGCCCUUUCCCCGCAGCUCACUGAACAGGGCGAGCCGACGCUGCUCCUCUCCUCGUCUUCGGGCGCCAUCCAGCUUGUCCCGCCCAAGACCGUCGCGUGGACACGUGAGGAGGGACUCGCCGACCUCGCUGCCGCGCAGUUCGUGGACCUCGGUGAGCCGGCGACAGAGGAGACUCUGGAGACGCUCGCGGACGAGAGCUUCCCUGCGCGCAUUGUGCGCCAUAUCGGUCUCCUCAAGGAGGCGCCUGGCUAUGUGCUGCGUUUCAUCCAGCGCCUCACGUCCACCGAGAUUGUGGCGCAGACCCCGCCCCUCCAGGCGGGUCACCUGAACCGUGACCAGUUCGGUCUGCAGAAGCUCAUCGUGGCCGUUACCAAGGGCGGCAAGGUGUUUGCGCUCGACAGCGCCAACGGCAACGCGCUCUGGACCCGCAACCUUGGCUUCUUCACCAAGGACGGACCCGAGCUCGACGUUCUCUGGGUUGGACAGACGCGCAAUGUGUCCGAAGCUGGUAACCCGCAGCUCGCCGUUGUUGCGACGCGCACCAAGAACGGCUACUCGCUCACGCUCGGCUACCACAUUGAUGCCUUCACGGGCGAGGUCGCCGGCGACGUAAACGAGUUCAACAUUCCCUUGGGCAAGUUCCUGUGCGUCGGCCGCGCCAAGUCCGUCUUUGUCACACCGUUCAUCAACUGCUGCACUCGUAACCGCGUCCUCGGCAUUGUCGACGCGGACAACGUGCUCUCCAUCUUUCCCAAGUGCAAGAAGGUUGCGAACGCGCUCGAGGCGCAGGCGGGCGAGAUGUUCUGGACGCAACACGAUGAGAGGCACGGCACGACCACGCUGCGCGGCUUCGCGCCCGGACUCCAGGGCGACAACCAGACGUUCACGACGCAGGAGGUCUGGUCGCGCGCGUUCUCGAACCAGGCCGUCCUCGACAUUGCGCCCCUGACGCCGAGUGAGACGGCUAGCUUUGGCCGCGCACUUGGUGACAAGUCUGUCCUCUACAAGUACAUGAACCCGCACCUCACGGUUGUGACGUCCGUCACUGAGAGCGAGGACAGGGUCGCCAACGGCCACAUCUACGUCAUUGACACUGUCACUGGAUCCACCGUCUACGAGGCCCUCGUCCCGAGCGUCCAGGAUCGCCAGCUCGAGGCCGCCAUGGUCGAGAACUGGCUCGUGUACGCUUGGCUUGAGGCCGGCGGUGCUUCCGGCGGUUGGCGCCUGGGAUCUGUCGAGCUGUACGAGGACGCACCGACGAACUCGUCCGCCGGCCGCUCGUCGCUUGCCACCACUCCCCGCAUCCGCGCCCAGACUCGCACCUUCAUUCUGCAGACCGCCGUGCGCGGUCUCGGCUUCACGACCUCGACCUACGGUGUGACGGCCAAGGACCUCGUCUUCAUCACCUCGGCCGGGCAGGUGGCAUACAUGCCCCGCCGCCUGCUCGACCCCCGCCGUCCGGAGGGCAAGCCGACCAAGGCGGAGCAGGAGGAGAUGCUGAUCCCCUACGACUCACUCCUCCCCACCGGCGGCUCCUCGAUCCUGUCGCACGUCUACCCCGUCCUUGGACUCGAGCACCUCGUCCCCGCCCCGAGUCUGCUGGAGAGCUCUGGCCUUCUGCUGGCCUACGGCACUGACUUAUUCUGCACGCGCGCCCUGCAGCCGAGCGGCACGUUUGACAUUCUCGGCCAGGGCUUCAACAAGCUCCAGCUGCUCGUGACGCUGGCUGCGCUUGGUGUCGGAGUUGCCGUCGCGCGCCCCGCCGUCGCGAGGAAGAAUCUGAAGGAGAAGUGGUUCAACUGA